This is a messenger RNA of Phlebotomus argentipes, 2968 nucleotides long. It is a transcript of the gene Nlg3, whose product is annotated as neuroligin-1. NCBI's taxonomy places the organism in Eukaryota, Metazoa, Arthropoda, Insecta, Diptera, Psychodidae. The record is from RefSeq and is a predicted model, not a curated record. The coding region runs from base 47 to 2458 and encodes 803 amino acids. Gene Ontology annotation, molecular function: signaling receptor activity; neurexin family protein binding. Gene Ontology annotation, biological process: postsynaptic membrane assembly; chemical synaptic transmission; synaptic vesicle endocytosis. Gene Ontology annotation, cellular component: cell surface; postsynaptic membrane; synapse. The transcript is spliced from 10 exons.
CAAGGGCAUCCCGUACGCCUCGCCGCCCGUGGGGACGCUGCGCUUCAUGCCGCCGGUCACCAGUGCGCUGUGGUCGGGGAUUAGGAAGGCGGAUAAAUUUGGUCCAGUGUGUCCACAGAGAUUGCCCGAUAUUAAAAAUGAAACAGCAGCGCUGGAGAGGAUGUCGAAGGGGCGGCUGGAGUAUCUCAAGAGACUCUUUCAGCAUUUGCAAAAUCAAUCAGAGGAUUGUCUCUACCUGAACAUUUAUGCUCCCAUUCUGACGUCCAACACGAAGCUCGCUGACAAGGGACCAAUGAAGUAUCCAGUGAUGGUUUUUGUGCACGGCGAGUCGUAUGAAUGGAACAGCGGGAACCCGUACGAGGGGGCGGUGCUGGCCAGCUUCGGGCAGAUCCUCGUUGUCACCAUCAAUUACCGCCUGGGCAUCCUGGGCUUCCUCAACGCCAACACCAAUCGAUACCUCAAGUCGCCCGCCAACUACGGCCUCAUGGACAUCAUCGCCGCGCUGCACUGGAUCCAGGAGAACAUCUCGUCCUUCGGCGGCGAUCCUGGCAGCGUCACGCUCGCCGGCCACGGCACGGGCGCCGCGUGCGUGCACUUCCUCAUCUCCUCCAGCGCCGUACCCGAAGGUCUGCUGUUCCACCGCGCCAUCCUCAUGUCGGGCUCUGGCCUGGCGCCGUGGUCGCUGGUCGGCGACCCGGCGCGCCAGGCGGCCAUCGUCUCGCACCACGUCAAGUGCUCGCCGGACUUGCCGCACGGGCUGCUCAUGAAGUGUCUGCGCGAGAAGCCGCUGGCCGAGCUCCUGGCCACGCCGGUGCGCUCGUCCUACUUCAGCAACUCCUUCGGGCCCACCGUCGACGGGGUGGUCAUAGACAGCGGCGACUCGGCAUCGGGCGAAUCCGGCCAGGAGGACUUCAAAGGUGAAAAUUCGCAGGUGAAAUUGACACAGCAUCCCAGGAAUACGCUGUCCAUUAUAAAUUCUGUGCUCCUGCACAAACAAGCAAUCAGCAAAUUGACAAGAUAUGAUCUGAUGACGGGCGUGACGCGCGCCGAGUCGUACUUCUCCUUCAACUCGGAGGACGUUCAGUAUGGCAUCGAGGCGGACAGACGGUCGAAGAUCCUGCGGACGUACGUGAAGAACACGUACAGCUUCCACCUGAACGAGAUCCUGGCCACCAUCGUGAAUGAGUACACGGACUGGGAGCGGCCGGUGCAGCAUCCCAUCAACAUCCGGGACGAGACGAUGGAGGCGCUGAGCGACGCCCAGAUUGUGGCGCCAAUCUCGCAAACGGCCAACAUCCACUCGGCCGAUCAUCGCAACUCCUUCCUCUACGUCUUCGAGUACCAGAGCAAGUUUGGGGAUUACCCGCAGAGACAGGGAUGUAUCCAUGGUGAGGACCUGCCAUAUGUCUUCGGUGCGCCACUUGUGGGCGGCUUCAGUCACUUCCCGAGAAACUACACGAAAGCCGAAAUCGCACUCUCCGAGGCUGUCAUGCUCUACUGGACAAAUUUCAUAAGAACCGGAAAUCCCAAUGAGCAGCAAGAUUUAUUUGAUGGCAAGCAAGAGAAGCUCCGAAUAAAGAACAUCGAGUGGUUCCCAUAUGAUACAGUUCACAAGAAAUUCCUCAAUUUAGAUUUGAAACCGAAGCUGAAGAAUCACUAUCGCGCUCAUCGUCUGUCGUUCUGGCUCAAUCUCGUGCCGGAUCUGCACAAGCCGGGCAGUGGCAAUGUGCCGGCGGCACACCAUCAGCUCGAGGACGAUGACUGGGACGCGGCGGCAGAGGCUGAGGCCACAAUUAAGCCGCUGAGUCCGCCGCAAGAGCGCGGCCCGAUGAACUACUCCAUCUUCACCACGCAAGUGUUCUCGCUGUUCAACCUGAGCGCGGCGCCGGCCAACGGCAAGAUGGUGCGCGCCAACAAGGCCACGGCCGCCGAGACCGCCGACGCCGCCGAGGACGCGCAGCAGGGCACGGCGGCGCCGCAGGAGGACGGCUUCGCGGCCUACAGCACCGCGCUCAGCGUCACCAUCGCCAUCGGCUGCAGCCUGCUCAUCCUCAACGUGCUCAUCUUCGCCGGCGUCUACUAUCAGCGUGACAAGACGCGCUCGCAGGCGGGCGGCGGAGGAUACAAGAAGCGGUCGGAGAACGGGAAGGUGCCGAACAACAUCUGCGGCGACCUGGACGGCACGACGAUUCACCUGAAGAGCGACCCCACGGCCAUCCUCACGCACCACCACGUGAUGCAGCACCAGCUGCCGCCGCUGGACUGCAUCGACGGCAGCCAGCGCGCGCCGCCGCCGCCCAAGUAUCUCAAGUCCUUCCCGGAGAACGCCAUGCUGGCGCCCAACACGCUGCAGCUGCUGGGCCGCAACCUCAACGCCUGCGACGCCGCCGUGACCGUGAAGUCCAGCCUCAAGCAGACCAACAGCGACGCGGCGCAGGUGGACGAGCUGCGCGUGUGACGGCAGACCAACUCGGAGACGCUGCCGCGCGUGAAGAAGAACCUGCAGCCCACGAUCUUCCACCCCAUGUGCUGAACGGGCGGCGCGCGCGCGCUCGCGAUCUUCUCCGCCGGCGCCAGCCACACUAUAUUUACGCGGACGCCCGCCGCAUUGUAAACUCCAAAUGGUGAGAGAGAUGCUGGAAAAGCGCACAUUCGCUGCUUGGGGUGGAAAAUUGCAAAAAUGAUGGACUGAAAAGCGAAAUUAAAACAUUGUAAUGAUGUUUUUAUUCUUUCUCUCUCUCUAUGAAAAAGUGGUUAUUAAACUUUUUCCGUUGCACGAAGAGGAAAAAAAAAUAAGUGGAGAUAAUGUUUCAAGGGAGAGAGAGAGAGAGAGAAGAGUUGUUCUUGACAUAACAACAUAAAUAUAUCAGCCUAUGUAUGUGAUAUUAAUUUAAUAUUAUUGCAGAAGAGACGGAAAGAAAAGACACUGAAUUGGGGUGUUACUUGAGUAGGUCGAAGGAGAAAAUAA